CUCUAGAGAUGACUCGAUGCUCUAUCUUCAUUUUGCUGGUGACCCUUGUUGCGAUUGUGAAACGUGGAGCCGAGGUGUGAACGACACAGUCUGAAGUGCAGUCUUGAAUUACAUUUGACACCCAUACUCAAUAUAAGCCCCAGUGUAUGACGCAGUAGGUAACACUCUAGAGAUGACUCGAUGCUCUAUCUUCAUUUUGCUGGUGACUCUUGUUGCUGUGGGUGGUGAGAGCUUCUACCAGCUUGCCUUUUCAGCAGGCUUUGGGCGCGAUGUUACCUUUGCUCAAGGACGAGUCAUUGUCUACGAUCAGAUCCUCCUCAACACUGGAAACGUCUAUAACAGGACCAUGGGCAUAUUUUAUUGUCCCCAGAGUGGAGUGUACGCAUUUCAUUUCCAUGUUAUGUCUCAAUAUGGUAAAGAGGCAUACCUGCAGCUCCAUCACAACCACAACAAAGUAGCGAGCGCCUAUUGUUAUCCAACUCGUCACACGGCUUCAGGGAACUCCGCUAUUCUUCAUCUGAAGACUGUCGACCAGGUGUGGGUGGAAGCAGCAAGGACUGCAUAUUUGCAUGGGACUGCAGCCAACAGUUACACUACAUUUUCUGGUUACCUCAUCUCCCCUUCGUUCGAUGUAAAAUGUUAGUAGUCCAAGAUGAUGCUACAACAUGUGCUCAUUGUGUCCGAAAUGUCGAAAGUGUAUCACACAGAGCACACAACCAUGUAAAGAUCUUGAAUCAGAGAUACAAUAAAGCAUGAUAUGUG
This is a messenger RNA of Haliotis rufescens (red abalone), 762 nucleotides long. Its product is annotated as complement C1q-like protein 4. The coding region runs from base 173 to 643 and encodes 156 amino acids. The record is from RefSeq and is a predicted model, not a curated record. The transcript is spliced from 3 exons. Gene Ontology annotation, molecular function: protein binding. NCBI's taxonomy places the organism in Eukaryota, Metazoa, Mollusca, Gastropoda, Lepetellida, Haliotidae.